This is a messenger RNA of Cordyceps fumosorosea ARSEF 2679, 708 nucleotides long. Its product is annotated as GDSL Lipase/Acylhydrolase family protein. The transcript has 2 exons. Bases 1 to 708 code for a protein of 235 amino acids. Lineage: Eukaryota; Fungi; Ascomycota; Sordariomycetes; Hypocreales; Cordycipitaceae. The record is from RefSeq and is a predicted model, not a curated record.
AUGGCUCUCAUUAAAAACCACACCACCAUUCCUAUCCCUCAAGUUUACGAUUUCGAAGCGUCAACAAACCACCAUUUCGGCUACCCUUACACGUUGAUGGAGCGCUUGCCUGGCAAUCACGUUUCAAAUGGCGUGGCGGAGUCGAUACCGGGAGAGCAUCAUGCCAAAAUAGCCAGACAGCUGGCGAAUGUGUUCUCGGAACUCCAGAAUCUCACAUUUACCCGCAUUGGACGCAUCAUGUGCGGGGAUAAAGCUGAUGGACCUGUUGAGGUGAUUCCCAUGGCUUGGCAUUGUUCGCCUGGGCCUCUUGAAACGUCAGACAAGCAGUUGUCAGUCUGCCCAGAGGUUGUUGCAUUUCCGGGCUUAUCAGAGGAACAGAAUCGACCCAUUGUCGAGCUAAAGAAUCUUGUUCUGGAAAUUCUGCGGGAGAUGGAGAAGACCCAGAGAAAACGGCGGCCUCUUGAUAGCCCUGGUUUGGAAAUGGAAGAGACAAAGCAGCUGACACUUCUUUCCACGUAUAUGGCUUCCAAAAGUGCAAUAAUUACCCAUCGCCAGUACAUGGCAACCCCACCUGGAAGUCUCUUUGCCUGUAAACGAACGGCGAAACUUCUGUACGGAGAAACUGUCACCUGGGAGCAGCUGCGGCAGAUAUACGGCAAUGCCGCUUGUCUAGAUGGCCAGUACAGCUGGCUGGAGGACUGGGAUUGA